Messenger RNA from Miscanthus lutarioriparius, 642 nucleotides. NCBI's taxonomy places the organism in Eukaryota, Viridiplantae, Streptophyta, Magnoliopsida, Poales, Poaceae. The record is from the annotation of a GenBank genome assembly.
AUGGUAAAUGAGGAACUCUGGAAUGAGGCGCACACGUAUGGUGACAUCCAGGUGUUGCCUUUUGUUGAUUACUACAGCCUGAUAACAUGGAAGACACUCGCAAUAUGCAUUUAUGGGACCAGUGCACUAUCAGCCAAGUAUCUGAUGAAAACAGAUGAUGAUGCUUUUGUCCGUGUAGAUGAGAUCCAAUCCACAGUAAAACAGCUUAAUGUCAGCCAUGGGCUACUUUAUGGUCGCAUAAAUUCUGAUUCCGGUCCCCACAGAAAUCCUGAAAGCAAAUGGUACAUAAGCGAAGAGGAAUGGCCUGAAGAGAAAUACCCACCAUGGGCUCAUGGACCAGGAUAUGUAGUUUCACAAGACAUUGCAAGGGCAAUCAACAAUUGGUAUAGAGCAAGUCGUUUAAAGAUGUUCAAACUAGAGGAUGUAGCAAUGGGCAUAUGGGUAAAUGAUGUGAAGAAAGAUGGAUUACCAGUCAAAUACGAAACAGACAAGAGAAUUAACAUUGACGGCUGCAAUGAUGGGUACGUUGUUGCUCACUACCAAGAACCAAGACAUCUGCUAUGCAUGUGGGAGAAGCUCCUAACGACACAACAAGCAGAAUGCUGCAGUACCAAGUAUUGGAGAAGGAACUUAAAUGCUUAG